Stylophora pistillata is the source of this 3098-nucleotide messenger RNA. RefSeq names its product adipocyte plasma membrane-associated protein. Gene Ontology annotation, molecular function: hydrolase activity. NCBI's taxonomy places the organism in Eukaryota, Metazoa, Cnidaria, Anthozoa, Scleractinia, Pocilloporidae. Gene Ontology annotation, cellular component: endomembrane system. The record is from RefSeq and is a predicted model, not a curated record.
CUGCACCAUUUUCCUUCCUUCACUGUUCAUCUUUCGGUUCAGUGCCACGUUUCACACGACUGUAAGCUGCACGCGGACAGCUGGUGGUUGACCUUCAAGAAAGAGAGCAUUAUAAAAGAUGGGUGUCACAGGGAUGUUAAUUACCUUGUUUCUACUGAUUCUCAGUGCUCUUGAUGUUUUGUUCUUCUUCUUACCCACUUCAAAUUUUGAACCUAAGGCAGUGAGUGUUUUUGAAAAGACAAGACCCAAAUUUGAAGGAGCUUUGGAGGUUAACAGCAUCUUAGCAAAGACUCAGAAGUUGUAUGAAGGAGACCUGGUUGGUCCAGAAUCUAUAGCUGCCGAUAGUACAGGUACUUUGUAUGCAGGCUUAGCUGAUGGGAGAAUUGUCAAACUUGAGGGAGAUAAAGUGAUAGAUGUUGUUCGAACUGGGAAGGAGGUAGCAAACUGUGGGACACCAGAAGCUGAGCCCACCUGUGGACGUCCCUUGGGAAUGCGCUUUGACAAAUACGGAAUCAACCUGAUAGUGGCUGAUGCUUAUCUAGGCUUGCUAGAAGUGAACCCUACGGCAAGGACAGUUAGCACCCUUGUACCUCCCUCACCUGGGAUUGAUGGCAGGGCCUUUAGAUUUGUGAAUGAUCUGGACAUUGCACGAGACGGAACUAUCUACUUCACAGAUUCAAGCAGUAAGUGGCAGAGACGUCAGUUGCACUACUCCAUUCUAGAAGGAGAUAACACUGGAAGACUUAUGGCAUACCAUCCCAAGACAGGAGAAAUGGAAGUUUUAAUGGAUGGACUUCAUUUUGCCAAUGGUGUUCAGAUUGCUCCCGAGGGUGACCAUGUUUUGGUAUCAGAAACAGGAACAUUAAGGAUAAUGAAGUACUACAUCAAAGGAGAAAAUGAGGGCAAAUCAGAAGUGUUUGCCCAGAACCUUCCUGGGUUUCCAGACAAUAUUCGGUUGAGUAGUAAAGGAGGAUACUGGGUUGGUAUAGCAACUGUGCGCACUGACUUCUUCGACUUGUUUCAACUGUAUGCAAGGGCAAAGAGCUUUACAGCAAAGGUUUUCUCCUUACCGUGGUUAAUCGGUAAAACUUCCCGCAACUAUGGCCUUCUCUUGGAGCUGGAUGAAAAUGGUCAUAUCACCAGAAGCUUCCAUGAUCCAACUGGCAGUGUCAUACCCGGUUUCCUCAGUGAGGUUCAUGACGAUGGUGAUGUGCUAUUCUUUGGAAGUUUUAGGUCUCCAUUUGUCGGUCGGCUGGAGUUAAAGGACAUGAGAUCAUUUGGUGGGUUUUUACAGGGUGCAGUCACCAGAAUGUUACUUACCUUGGUCCUGCUGAUUUUCAGUGCUCUUGAUGUGUUAUUCUUUUUCUUGCCAACUUCAAAUUUUGACUCCAGGGUAGUGAGUGUUUAUCAAAAGGAGAGCCCCAAAUUUGAAGGAGCACUGGAGGUUAACAGCAUCUUAACAAAGACACAGAAGUUGUAUGAAGGGGAUCUGGUUGGUCCAGGAUCUAUAGCUGCUGAUAGUGAAGGUACUUUGUAUACUGGUUUAGCUGAUGGGAGAAUUGUCAAACUUGAGGGAGAUAAAGUGGUAGAUGUUGUUCGAACUGGGGAGCAGAAGGCAAACUGUGGGACGGCAGAAGCAGAGGCCAUAUGUGGCCGUCCUGAGGGAAUGCGCUUUGACAAAUAUGGAAGCAACCUGAUAGUGGCUGAUGCAUAUCGAGGAUUGCUAGAAGUGAACCCAAAGGCCAAGACAAUUAAUGGCAGGCCUUUCAGAUUUGUGAAUGAUCUUGAUAUUGCAGAAGACAGAACCAUCUACUUUACAGAUACAAGCAGCAAGUGGCAAAGAUAUCAGCAUGACUACUCUGUAUUGGAGGGAGAUAACACUGGAAGGCUUUUGGCAUACCAUCCCAAGACAGGGGAAAUGGAAGUUCUGAUAGAUGGUCUUCACUUUGCCAGUGGUGUCCAGAUUUCUCCCGAGGGUGACUAUGUGCUAGUAGUGGAGCUUGGUGCAUCAAGAAUAAUGAAGUAUUACCUCAAAGGGGAACUUAAAGGCAAAUCAGAAGUGUUUAUCCAGAACCUUCCUGGAUUUCCUGACCACAUUCGCUUAAACAGCAGAGGAGGAUACUGGUUGGGUAUAGCAACUAUGCGCACUGACUUCUUUGACUUGAUGCAACAGUAUCCCAGGGCAAAGAACUUUAUAGCAAAGGUUGUUUCCCUUCCAUGGUUAGUCACCAAUACAGCUGUCAAGUAUGGCCUCCUCUUGGAGCUGGAUGAAAGUGGUAAUAUCACCAGAAGCUUCCAUGAUCCAACUGGCAGAGUUAUACCUGGUUACCUCAGUGAGGUUCAUGAUGAUGGUGAUGUGCUCUUCUUUGGAAGUUUCUUUUCUCCAUUUGUUGGCCGGCUGGAGUUGAAGGACUGAGUACCAAAGGAUAGAUGCCAGCCCUUUGGAUGUUCAGAGUGGGAAUCCCCAUGGGGCAUCAGGGAAUAUGCAUACAAAGAAGGGGGUGCCUUUUAUUUUUGUUUUUUUUUUCUUUAUUUCAAUUUUUUCCUUUUUAUUUUAGAUAAAUACUUUCAAUGUGCAUGUAUAUGGUAAAAUGCAGAAUGAAUUUGUUUUAAUCAAUGACAUUUAUUUUGGGCCACUUUUCUGUAAUGCUUUCAACUAUGCAUGUUCAAGACUCUUCCUAAAAAAAUGUAACACAACCUUGAGACCUCAUAGGAAAAAACUACAUUUCCAUAGUAUAAAAAGUUAAGUUCCUCUCAGGUUUGAUUAUUCGAUGUAUUUCAAAUUUUUCUUAUCAACUACUAGUAAAUAUACAAGUAUUGAGAUUAAAGCAUUAAAAUACAGUGUACCUUAGUGAUUAGAUGGUUGAAUCGACACAAGGAGUUUUCACCCUCUAGUCUUGGAUGAUUUACUUCAAAAGAGACUGUAAUAGGAACAACGCACUUACAAUAAUUAGCAAAGAAACCGGUUUUGCAUUUGCAAUGGAGUACCUUGUGUGAUUUUGAUUAGAAGUAACUUAAAAACAAAUUUCUCAAAUACCGUUAAUGUCAUUUUGUAACAUGUAAAACCUACUGACUGUAAUUGAGAGGUUAUUACAGCA